Aspergillus lentulus is the source of this 963-nucleotide messenger RNA. Lineage: Eukaryota; Fungi; Ascomycota; Eurotiomycetes; Eurotiales; Aspergillaceae. The record is from RefSeq and is a predicted model, not a curated record.
AUGGCCACCUCUCAGUCACCGGCACAGCUGGUCCGCACGCUCAUCGAUGUCUCCCGAUUUGACAAAUACAACUGUUUAUUUGCUAUAUUCCCUGGUGUCUGGUCCAUCUUUCUUGCGGCAGCCGCACGACACGCCGAUGGCGUCCGCAUUCCUUCAGACUGGGUGCUUGGCCGCGCAGGACUGGCCUUUAUGUAUACAUAUCUGUUGAGCGGCGCCGGAAUGGUAUGGAACGACUGGAUCGACCGCGACAUCGACGCCCAGGUCGCCCGCACCAAGAACCGGCCCCUCGCAUCCGGCCGGCUUUCCACGAGAGCUGCCCUCAUCUGGAUGCUGGUCCAGUAUGCGGCCUCAGUCUGGCUUAUGGACCGCAUGCUGAGCGGUCGGAACGUAUGGACAUUCAUGCUCCCCCUCACAACCGGCAUCAUCCUCUAUCCCUUCGGCAAGCGCCCGACAAUGCGUAAACUGGGCAUCUACCCCCAGUACAUCCUCGGCGCCAGCAGCGCCCUCACCAUCCUCCCCGCCUGGGCCUCCGUCUACGAAGACAGCGUUUCCUCACACGAGCUGGUCGCGAAAUGUCUGCCGCUCUGCGUCUUCCUGUUCCUGUGGACCAUCUACUUCAACACCGCUUACAGCUACCAGGACAUCAAGGAUGACUGUAGGCUCAACGUCAACUCCUCGUACGUCUUUGCGGGCAACUACGUGCAUGGGUUGCUCCUCCUGCAAGCCGUCGCCGUGAUCCUGGUGAUCCCGUGGAUUCUGCAUGAGAACGGCUCCGCUUGGCUCUGGUUCUCGUGGCUGGUGGUGUGGACGGCCUCUCUCGGCGAGCAGCUAUAUAUCUUUGAUACGAAAGAUCCGAGUAGUGGGGGCAGAGUGCACCGGCGGAAUUUCGCGCUGGGGAUUUGGAAUGUUCUGGCUUGUUUCGUUGAGCUGUUGCUUGUGUCAGGAUCUCUGGAUUUGUUUUAA